CGCAGUUGUCAGCCUAGCUAAGGGGUGGUCGGGUCGGAGCUUCGUUUGCUGGUUCUACUUGUCUGAAAUCUUAAAGGGGGAAAGGUGACUCUUCAAGAUGUCUCCUUUAUCCUACGCUUUUGCUGGGGUCCUUGGUCUCCUGGUACUCAGCAGUGCAGUAUCAGGGUCUCCAGAAUGGGCUCGAAUUGAGGAGAAAUUGAGAAGUGAUUUGUUAAGUAACUAUGACAAAAAUGUUCGGCCAAGCAACACCACAGUCAUUUCUUUCAAUGGCCCAUUUAUUAGGGAUGUUCAGCUGGACGACGCAUCCAACGCCAUUGAAAUGUUCUGUUGGUUGAAUUUCCAAUGGCAAGAUGACCGACUGAUUUGGGACGAAGCGAAAUAUGCUGGUGUGGACGUCCUCUCUGUGCCAGUGGAUAUGCUAUGGACUCCUGACAUCGCUACUUACAAUUCACCAAGUAUCGACGACGUGCGAGCCAUAGAUAACCAGCCUAUGGUAGUCAAAUCGACUGGCAGUGUGUUGUGGAUUCCUCCUGCUAAGCUCAGAGCAUCCUGCGGCGCCGACAUCCGACUGUGGCCUCGCGAUACACACGUUUGCAACAUCACCAUUGGGUCUUGGACUCAGUCGGGACUCAUGGUCGAUUUUGAUAUCCAGUCGCAACCUGAGAUCAAGUACUGGACAGGCAAGGAGACCAACAUGACCGGUUCAACAUGGGAGAUCCUCGAAGCCAAUUCGACCAAGGAAUCGAAGCAAUAUCCCUGUUGCCCUGAUAUCUAUAUCGACGUCGCACUCUCAAUCAAGCUUCGUCGUUAUGCCCCCAGCAGUAUCACUACGAUCAUCGUGCCGGCCGUCUGUCUGAGUCUCCUGACCCUGAUUGUCUUCCUCCUCCCCCCCUCUGCCGGAGAAAAGGUCACCAUUGGAGGAUUUUGUCUCGUUCUUGACCUGAUCUUCCUUAUCUACAUCUCCGCCACCAUCGGGGUCACUCGUUCUACCACGCCUAUCUUAGUGAAGCUAGCGUGCCAACAGUUCGUCCUCGCUGCCAUCAGUUUAAUGGUAUCAGUUCAGGUCCUACGGUUGGCAAGAGGUCCCCGUUCCUCUGGCCUGAGCUCUUGCAUUCGCCGUCCUCUGGCUGCCCUUGCCUCCUGCCUCUUCCUCGGGAACUACAGUGCUAUGGUGACCAACGACCGCCCCUCAACCAAGGACGACUUUAAGAAGUACCCUGAUCACCCCCCACAGUACUCCCAGCUGUCAAGUUCCUCAGAAACGACCUCCACUGAUGACUACGUUGUUCUGGCCGCUGUUGUCGAUCGUCUUCUGUUCUUGCUGUUCCUCGCCCUCUGCCUGAACAAUGUCAUUCGCUUCUGGAGUGUUCUGUAAUUUUUUUUUUUUUUUUUUUUUUUUUUUGAUGUGGUGGAUGGGUUAAAGAGGUCGGAUUAUCAUUGGCAAUGUUUUUGUUUUUUUAAUUUUUCGUUUUGAGAUUUAUUAUUUAUUUAUUUAUUUAUUUAUUAUUAUUAUUAAUUUUUUUUUUGGGGGGGUAUGCUGAUGAAAAUGUCAUUCAAAGCCGAUGAUUAUUAUUUUUUUCAUAAUCUGAGGAUCGUUUGGCAAUUAUUUUUUCAGAUCUACUGACUCUUCAAAAUUCGUUUUCAAAAUUUCGCUUUAUUUUUUUAUUUUAUUUGUUUUAAGGGAUGGCUGGCUGGGAUGGGAAAAUGUUUUAUCUUUUAAAGCCAAUGUCUCUUUUUUCCAUAAUUUUGAGAAUCAUUUGAGAUCAAUAUUAGAUCUGGUGUCCCUUAAUUAACUGGACUUAACCUCGUAUCAGUUUCCAUCUAUACUAUAGAAAUUAUGUCACAGAAACCAUACUAUAGGCUGUAUUUUUUUCUUAUAAAGUAGUAGUACCGUUUCCUUCCGUGUAAUCAAUGUAAUCUUUCGCUUAUUCGGAAAUUAAAGAAAAUUAAAGAAUAUUAAUACUCUGAAUUGGAAAUUGGAAAAAUUAAAAAUAUUAAUACUGCAUGUGUACUAGCUAUCUAUUGCAUGUAUAAUUAAAGAAAUUUAUUAAAAUUCUACUUUCUUGUAUGUUACUGUAGCUACUGCAUAUAUUUCUGUCAGUUUCUGUCAAGGUUAUUGGAAAGAAAACGAAAAAAUGUUGUGGUUCAGCAUUACCACUGAAACCCUGACUCCUACCCGCAAGCACUUACCCCAGAAACUCACGAAAUAUAUAUGUAAUGGAAAAUAAUUAGUCAGUGUGUGUACUCUAUUUCAUGUAAAAGUUGUAGUAGGCCCUUUCAUUAAGAGUAACAAUGUGUGGUGAAGUAAUGCAUGCAAUCUGAUGAAAUAGAAAGUUUUCUCUGUUCCUUGGCAUUGGUUCAAUAAAUAUCCUUCAAAU
This is a messenger RNA of Penaeus indicus, 2378 nucleotides long. Its product is annotated as neuronal acetylcholine receptor subunit alpha-3-like. Gene Ontology annotation, biological process: nervous system process; signal transduction; chemical synaptic transmission. The record is from RefSeq and is a predicted model, not a curated record. Lineage: Eukaryota; Metazoa; Arthropoda; Malacostraca; Decapoda; Penaeidae. Gene Ontology annotation, cellular component: plasma membrane; neuron projection; synapse. The transcript has 10 exons. Gene Ontology annotation, molecular function: transmitter-gated monoatomic ion channel activity involved in regulation of postsynaptic membrane potential; transmembrane signaling receptor activity; excitatory extracellular ligand-gated monoatomic ion channel activity. The coding region runs from base 98 to 1375 and encodes 425 amino acids.